This is a messenger RNA of Closterium sp. Naga37s-1, 1794 nucleotides long. NCBI's taxonomy places the organism in Eukaryota, Viridiplantae, Streptophyta, Zygnematophyceae, Desmidiales, Closteriaceae. The record is from the annotation of a GenBank genome assembly.
AUGGCAGUGGAUUCGCGAUUAAUUACCUCACACGGCGCCACGGAGCAUUCAGCGGAGCCCGCGUUGCUCCCCACGACCUCCACGUUUUUCUCUUCCAACAAAUCCGCCGAUUCCUCCUCGUCGCCUUCUUCCUCUUAUUCCUCACACGGCAGCACCGCCAAAGCCUAUCAAGAGGUCCCUAUCUACCGCGCGACGGAUGCAGCGCCACUGCCCGAAGCGCCCUCUCCGUCCUUUAGUCCGUUUCGCACCGCGCCAUACAGCGACCGCUUUAUUCCCAGCCGCUCCUCGUCCCUCGCCUUCUCCUUCCCGCUCCUCGACCGCCCCGGCGACCCUCCGCAAACGUCGCACGGCUUCGGUGCGGGUCCCGAGGGGCGGGAGGACAGCGCGGCAGCGUACUCGCUGCUGCUCAAGUCGCAGCUGCUCGGCGGGCAGCUUUCCGCGAGCCCUGCGCUUGGAUCGAGUUCCGCGCAAGAGUCGGAUUGCGUGCUCGGUAGACCGUGUCGCGUCCCCCUGUUUUCCUCCGCUACCUCCCCCUACUCCUCAUCCUCCUCCCCCCUCGCGCCCAAGAAUCUCUUCCGCUAUAUCAACGGCGCAAGUAGCGCAGGCGGCGCCGCGGAUCACGGCGGGGGGAGCGGGCUGGACUCGCCGCUGUCGCUGUCGCCCAUAGGGUUGGACGCCGCCUUGUGCGGGCUGCCGUUCAGCCCCAAAAAGGCGCCGCGAAAAAUUGCAAGGUCGCCGUUCAAGGUCCUAGACGCGCCCGCGCUACAGGACGAUUUCUAUCUGAACCUCGUCGACUGGUCGUCCACCAACGUGCUCGCCGUGGGGCUCGGAUCCUGCGUCUACCUCUGGAGCGCUGCCAGCAGCAAGGUGACGAAGCUGGUGGACGUGGGGCCCAGCGACGCCGUGUGCUCUGUCAGCUGGACGCAGCGCGGCACGCUGCUGGCCGUGGGGACCAACAACGGCCACGUGCAGGUGUGGGACGUGGUGAAGGGGCGUCGGGUGCGGUCGAUGGGCGGGCACAGGGUGCGAGUGGGAGCCAUGGCGUGGGCGGCGAAUGUGCUCGCCACAGGCAGCCGCGACCGCAGCGUGCUGCAGCGGGACGUGCGGGCGCCCGUUGACUAUGUUGCGCGGCUCACGGCUCACCGGAGUGAAGUGUGCGGACUGAAAUGGUCGCCUGAUGACAGAGAGCUGGCUUCUGGGGGCAAUGAUAACCAGCUGCUGAUCUGGAGCGUGCUGACAUCACAACAACCGGUCGUGCGAUUCACGCAGCAUCAGGCGGCAGUCAAGGCCAUCGCAUGGUCGCCCCACCAGCACGGGCUGCUCGCCUCAGGAGGUGGUACAGCCGACCGCUGCAUCCGCUUCUGGAACACUGCUACAGCCACUCCGUUGUCCUGGGUCGACACUGGUAGCCAGGUGUGCAACCUCCUCUGGUCGCGCAAUGCCAACGAGCUGGCAAGCACACACGGCUACUCGCAGAACCAAGUUGUUGUUUGGAAAUACCCCUCCAUGGCCAAGUUGGCCACCCUAACCGGCCACACCAUGCGGGUGCUCUUCCUUGCUGUGUCGCCGGAUGGCCAGACCAUUGUUACAGGAGCAGGCGACGAAACCCUUAGAUUCUGGAACGUCUUCCCAGGAACCAAGUCGCAGCAACUUCCAGUCCAGGGUGAUGAAAGCUGGCAUUUGAACGCCAGCGACAUGCAUAGACAGCCCCAUUCACGUGCUUCCCUCCCCGAUUCCACCAUCUCCCCGCAUCUGUCCCUCCAUCUUUCCGCCCCUCCCUCCAUCCCUCACUAA